GGUUCGUUCUUUGAUCUUUUGAAACGGAUUCGAGCUUUAGCCUUUAUUUCUCUGAACUAGGGUUUUCUUCACCAUCGUUAGAUCUAAUCCAACUGGUUGAUGAUUCCCAUUUCAUAAAUUUUGUUUAGCUUUUGUUAAAAAAUUGAAAUUGGAGCUGUCAACAAUUUAGGGUUUUUUAGAUUGUGUCUAUUGAUUCAUCGGUUUUAGUCAACGAUGGAUUUGAGACAUGAACAACUAAUUGAUUUGAUUUCGUGUAGCUAACUUUGUUAAUUGGUAAAUUGUGUAGAGAAGGAUGAGUAUGGAGAUGGAGUUGUUUGUCACUCCAGAGAAGCAGAGGCAACAUCCUUCAGUGAGCGUUGAGAAAACUCCAGUGAGAAGGAAAUUGAUUGUUGAUGAUGAUUCUGAAAUUGGAUCAGAGAAGAAAGGGCAAUCAAGAACUUCUGGAGGCGGGCUUCGUCAAUUCAGUGUUAUGGUUUGUCAGAAGUUGGAAGCCAAGAAGAUAACUACUUACAAGGAGGUUGCAGACGAAAUUAUUUCAGAUUUUGCCACAAUUAAGCAAAACGCAGAGAAGCCUUUGAAUGAAAAUGAGUACAAUGAGAAGAACAUAAGGCGGAGAGUCUACGAUGCGCUCAAUGUGUUCAUGGCGUUGGAUAUUAUUGCAAGGGAUAAAAAGGAAAUCCGGUGGAAAGGACUUCCUAUUACCUGCAAAAAGGAUGUGGAAGAAGUCAAGAUGGAUCGUAAUAAAGUUAUGAGCAGUGUGCAAAAGAAGGCUGCUUUUCUUAAAGAGUUGAGAGAAAAGGUCUCAAGUCUUGAGAGUCUUAUGUCGAGAAAUCAAGAGAUGGUUGUGAAGACUCAAGGCCCAGCAGAAGGAUUUACCUUACCAUUCAUUCUACUUGAGACAAACCCUCACGCAGUAGUCGAAAUCGAGAUUUCUGAAGAUAUGCAACUUGUACACCUCGACUUCAAUAGCACACCUUUCUCGGUCCAUGAUGAUGCUUACAUUUUGAAACUGAUGCAAGAACAGAAGCAAGAACAGAACAGAGUAUCUUCUUCUUCAUCUACACAUCACCAAUCUCAACAUAGCUCCGCUCAUUCUUCAUCCAGUUCUUGCAUUGCUUCUGGAACCUCAGGCCCGGUUUGCUGGAACUCGGGAUCCAUUGAUACUCGCUGACCGAGCUUCUAUUCCCAAAUUCUUCAAGAAGAAGAAGUAAUGAUCUAAUUGGUAUACUAAAAAAUUAUACAUCUGGUUUAGUGUUCAAUUGAGAGAGACUGUAAAAUCAAUUCAUAGGCCAACAAAUGUUUGUUUAUCCAAUUUUCCUUUUUAUUCGAACUUGAUGCGAUAUUUCAACGGAAACAGAAACUAUUGUUUUAAACCAAAACUAACCGUGUUGAAUCUAUUGGCUAUUUUCCUUCUG
Arabidopsis thaliana (thale cress) is the source of this 1415-nucleotide messenger RNA. RefSeq names its product Transcription factor DP (gene DPA). Gene Ontology annotation, biological process: regulation of DNA-templated transcription; regulation of cell cycle. Lineage: Eukaryota; Viridiplantae; Streptophyta; Magnoliopsida; Brassicales; Brassicaceae. The transcript is spliced from 9 exons. The record is from RefSeq and is marked reviewed. Gene Ontology annotation, cellular component: DRM complex; nucleus; transcription regulator complex. Bases 293 to 1171 code for a protein of 292 amino acids.